Gymnodraco acuticeps is the source of this 2876-nucleotide messenger RNA. RefSeq names its product G1/S-specific cyclin-D1-like. Gene Ontology annotation, cellular component: cyclin-dependent protein kinase holoenzyme complex; nucleus; cytoplasm. Gene Ontology annotation, molecular function: cyclin-dependent protein serine/threonine kinase regulator activity. Gene Ontology annotation, biological process: mitotic cell cycle phase transition; regulation of cyclin-dependent protein serine/threonine kinase activity; positive regulation of G1/S transition of mitotic cell cycle. The transcript has 6 exons. Lineage: Eukaryota; Metazoa; Chordata; Actinopteri; Perciformes; Bathydraconidae. The record is from RefSeq and is a predicted model, not a curated record. Bases 338 to 1228 code for a protein of 296 amino acids.
UAAAGCGGCGCCGCUGCAGGGGGGUGUCGGUGAACAUACAUGCUGCCUCCGCUCCGUCUGGCCCUCCGAGUGCCCUGUGCAACAAAAGAAAGUAACUUUAGGACCGAAGGAAAAAGAAAUAAACUAGCACAGUGACUUAACGGAGACAAACAAGGGACCAUUCAAUUCACUACUUCUAACAUUCCCACUGUUAAAGUGGUAAUAUCUCCCACGAGUAAAAAGAAAGUUGUAGAACAAAAUGUGGAGCGGCUUUUAAUUAGUAGUUGUUAGCUAAUGCGAAGUUACUUUUAGGGUUUGUUACCACAUUUAAACAGACACAGUGCUGCAGGCACGGGGAAUGGACCCCCAGUUAUUGUGCUGUGAAGGGGACAGGCCUGUCGUCCGGAGGGCCUACCGGGACUCCAACCUGUUGAAUGACCGGGUCCUGAACGCUCUGCUGCGGGCUGAAGACAAGUACCUCCCCGCUGCCAACUACUUCAAAUGCGUCCAGAGAGAAAUAGUCCCGUGCAUGAGGAGGAUAGUGGCUACCUGGAUGUUGGAGGUGAGGCAGGAGCAGAAGUGUGAGGAGGAGGUCUUCCCUCUGGCGAUGAACUACAUGGACCGCUUCCUGUCUGUGGAACCCACCAAGAAGAGCCACCUGCAGCUGCUGGGGGCUGUCUGCAUGUUCCUGGCAUCCAAACUGAAGGAGACAAUGCCACUCAGUGCCGAGAAACUCUGCAUCUACACCGACAACUCCAUCACACCCACCCAGCUGCUGCAAAUGGAGCUGCUGGUUCUGAAUAAGCUGAAGUGGGACCUGGGUUCAGUGACCCCCCUUGACUUCAUCGACCACUUCCUGUCUCAGCUGGCUGUCAGGAGAGAGAACAGGCCCAUCCUCAGGAAGCACGCUCAGACCUUCGUGGCUCUGUGUGCCACAGAUGUGAAGUUUAUUGCCAGCCCCCCCUCCAUGAUAGCAGCAGGCAGCAUGGUGGCAGCAGUGGAGGGGCUCCAGAUGAGGAUGGUGGGCAACGGCUUGAUGUCUCAGAAACUGACAGAGCAGCUGGCACAGACCAUCAGGAGUGACCCGGACUGUCUCAGGGCGUGUCAGGAACAAAUCGAGGUGCUGCUGGAAACCAGCCUCAGACAGGCACAACAACCCCAACACUCAGUUGCCAUGGAAACUAAGAACAUCAGCGAGGAGCAGGACCUCUCAACGACACCCACAGAUGUCCGGGACAUCAACAUCUGACUGAGUGACGGAGAGACAGGAGCAGGUGGAGCUGAUGAAGUGGACAGAAACACAUGGCUUUGUGUCACAUGUGGAGUGUCACAGGGAGCUGGACUCAACAGUGUUUGGAACUGUUUACAUGAGGCCCAGUUUGAACUGAGGCGGGACCUGAGGAGGCGCUGACACCUUCAGGAUAUGAGAACCUUAACACUGGUACCAGCUGACUCAGAGAACAGGGGACAGUCGGCUGCAGCCACCAAUGUGUUGUUUUCAAGGCUGUCUGGACCCAGGCCGCAUUUACAAAAGGAAAAGAAAACCUUAUCACAGAGACUGAACAGUGACUGGGGCGUUUAAAUGCCUUUAUCAAAUGUUUUAUUCAUACAAAAUGAGAACAAGAAUACAGAUUUAGCUGGAGACACACCUCACUGACGGUGAAGCUCUCGUAUGAUCAAAAGGAAACUACGUGGGUUAACAUCUUUUUAAAAUGUGCAUCUUUACAUAAGACUGGAACAGCAAGAAAGCUGCCCCAAACAAGUCUAUUCUGUAUUCCUAUACAUAGAACCUGUACUGCCGUCUAUAGCAUGUCACGGCAAGGAGUGUGCCCUCAGCCACUUAAAGAGAUCUUACUUGAUUUUAAAUAUUCUAAGUCAUAAUAUGAAUUUUUUAUUGUGUUUGAUUACAAGUUUGAUAAACAUGGGUCCUGGUCCGCAUGUAAAGUGCUUACAGUAUUGAGCUGUAUGGUUUUGCUUCAAGACCAUGUUCAAGACGCAAGACAUGAUGGUAAACAUAAUGUCAUCAUUAGUGAGGUUGAGGUUUCUAAAUUGAGACCCAGAAAAGUGUAUCUGUUUGUUUUUUGGCUGAUAAAAUGUACUUAUGGAAUGUGUUGAACCGUUAUUAUAUGUUAUUACUGACUUGAACCAGUGCUCUCAGUGUAGUGCACACCUUACACCACUAGAGGGAGCUCAGUGCAUCUCCUGUGCAUCAGAAGCAAAAUACAUUGAAGACCACACACACACACUUUCUGUUCUUCAGAGAAGGGGAUAAAGCAUGUUGGAAAGUAAGAAAUCAGGUGUACUACUUUAUUUGCUUGCUAUAUUUAUUAUUUCACAUCAAUUGACUUCACAGCUUAAAGGUAAGAAUGGAGAAACCAGCUCGAGUGCCCUAGAAUUUGAAACUAGCCAACAAAAUCUGCCCCUUCCUUCAGACUUCCUCACAGAGCCCCUCCUCCAACACACACGAACGCGCACAUGACCAAUGAGGGCACGAGAUAAGUUUGUGCACAGAUGGAAGGCUGACAGGCAGGUAGACCAUCCAGUUACUUUAGCCCGGGCCGGCUCAGAUGAUUGGUCGUGCUUUUUACAGCGCCACGGCUUCUAGGGAUACAUUUUGUUAUGUAUUUAUUGUCAAAGCAUUUCAUGUAUUCAUUGCUAUCGGGAUGUUAAGAGCAUUCCAUGGAAUAUAACAAAAAGUGUUUCUGAAGUGAAUUACAUACCCCACCUUUAAAGAUAAGCAGUUCAGCUGCUGUAUUAACAUUUCAUUCUGCUAUGAUAAUUAUUUUUAAAGGGGAUGUCCCUAAUUUUAAGCUUUUACCAAGUUAAACCCGGUGUUGGUGCCAUUGUUUUGUCUGUCCGUAAAGAUGAAUUAAAGUAAAACUGAUACCACUGUUAAA